CUACACCACUUCAAAUCGUACGGUCUGUUUGUGUUUCUCUGUACACCCAACGCUGAGACACUCUACGCCCACCACUCGUCGCUGUUGGAUUUGCCUGUGUUCAACCGAGUGUGCGGUAUCCCCUUCAACUCACUGGAUUUGGCGGAGGUCGACAUUGACGAGUCGCAGCGUCACCAUAGCAACGACAGCGCUGGCGACAGCGGUUGUCAUGGCAACCCGGACACCGCGAGUAGGAAGGCCAGCGCCAAAGCGGGAUCCAAAGCGGGAUCAGAGGGCGGUCUGCUACCGCCCACCACCGCCACGGGCAAAAGCUCCAGUACACAGACAGAUACAAAGGCACACGCGCCCCCUGGUGACACACUCACACAACAACACAGACCAACAGCUGAACCACGUGACACUAUGGGGAAUACGCCCAUGCGCCAACCCACCAGCCCAAGGAGACAGCCCAUUGGUGUAGAGGCCAAUGGGACACUGUCCCCUGGGUUCCUGCCCAUACCCAGCAAGUACGUGUCUGCGGGUUAUGUAUGUAUGUAG
Sphaeroforma arctica JP610 is the source of this 537-nucleotide messenger RNA. RefSeq lists its product as hypothetical. NCBI's taxonomy places the organism in Eukaryota, Ichthyosporea, Ichthyophonida. The transcript has a single exon. The record is from RefSeq and is a predicted model, not a curated record. The annotation marks the transcript as partial.